Molecule: messenger RNA, 324 nt
Organism: Plasmodium gallinaceum
Lineage: Eukaryota; Apicomplexa; Aconoidasida; Haemosporida; Plasmodiidae
Product: apicoplast ribosomal protein L33 precursor, putative
Exons: 2
Coding region: 1-324 (107 amino acids)
Biological process (GO): translation
Cellular component (GO): ribosome
Molecular function (GO): structural constituent of ribosome
Source: RefSeq, a predicted model, not a curated record
AUGAAAAAAUGUGACUUAAUAAUUUAUUCAUUUUUCUUUUUAUUAAUAAUAAAAUGUUAUAAUCAAUUUAUAAUUUUAAAUAACAUAAAAAUGAUAAAUCCUAUUGUCAAAAAUAUCUACAAGAGUAAAAGAUACGUAAAUAUAUAUGCAAAAAAAAAGAAUAGAAAGGUUGUUGUUUUAGAAUGUACAGAAGCAAGAAAGUUAGGAAAACGGCCAUCAAGGUAUGUUACCGAAAAAAACAAAAUAAAUACACCAAAAAAAUUGCAGUUAUAUAAAUACAAUAAAUAUCUUAAGAGAAGAACAUUACACGUAGAAAUUAAAUAA